This is a messenger RNA of Aureobasidium pullulans EXF-150, 1119 nucleotides long. Its product is annotated as NAD(P)-binding protein. Gene Ontology annotation, molecular function: oxidoreductase activity, acting on the CH-OH group of donors, NAD or NADP as acceptor. The transcript has 3 exons. Lineage: Eukaryota; Fungi; Ascomycota; Dothideomycetes; Dothideales; Saccotheciaceae. Bases 1 to 1119 code for a protein of 372 amino acids. The record is from RefSeq and is a predicted model, not a curated record.
AUGACGCGAUCGCUGUUCAAAUUGCCCAGAGAGGGAUUCUACAUUGAUUUUCUUGUUCUAUGGUCUCGAGCCACGGUCCUGAAUCCAUAUCUUGCUGCUUUGAUCUGGGCAAGCGUGGGGUUUUGGAGAUUCGACAAUCGGGAGGCGUUCAGCACGACAGUCUACGCCUGGCCUUUCGACACUUGGUACGCGUCUCUGAUCUCGACUUUCACGCUUCUCGGAAUCUUGCUUAAACUGCACGACUUUCUAAACGACCAAAUUCUGAACAACUGGAACAAUGCUGAUAGCUGGGAUUGGAAUCAAGAGAUAGUGGUCGUCACUGGAGGCUGCAGCGGGAUUGGGCUAAGCAUCGUUGAACAACUCCUUCUUCGCAAUGCACAGACCACCAUCGUCAUCGUGGACUACGUCAAACCCCUGUUCGAAAUCGCUGCAGACGGCCCUCUACGAUUUUACCAAUGCGACUUAAGCGACAGUACUGCUAUACAGCAGAUUUGCAAAGCCAUCAAAGCUGACGUUGGCGACCCGACGGUACUGGUGAACAAUGCUGGACUCACACGAGGUCAGACAGUGAUGGAAGGAGAGUAUGGAGACGUCGAGAUGACCUUUCGAACCAACAUCAUCGCUCCAUUUCUUUUGACAAAGGAAUUCCUGCCCGCAAUGGUCGCUCGAAACCACGGUCACAUAGUCGGCAUCUCCUCGAUGAGCGCAAUGAUAACGCCGGCCGGACUCGCUGAUUAUGGGGCGACAAAGGCAGGCAUGAUCAUUCUGCAAGAGACAUUGCGCGCGGAGCUGAAGUUCAGACACAAUGCGCCAAAGGUUCGCGUCUCAACGGCUGUCCUUGGGUUCAUCAAAACUCCCAUGUUCAAAGGCAAGACAAAUCAAUCUAACUUCUUGUCGCCUCUCAUACAUGUUGAUACUGUCGGAGAAGACGUCGUCGAUGUACUUUAUAGCCGCCGCUCUCGAACCACCUUCUGGCCUGGAAUUUCAAGAUAUCUGGCUAGUCUUCGAGGAGGGCCGGAAUGGUUGCUUGCACUCGCAACUAGAUCAACGGAAAACUUGCGGGUAGACUACAAAGGGCGUCAAAAGCUAGAUCGGGCCACGGGAAGGCUGAUUGAUUGA